Punica granatum (pomegranate) is the source of this 1660-nucleotide messenger RNA. The record is from RefSeq and is a predicted model, not a curated record. Lineage: Eukaryota; Viridiplantae; Streptophyta; Magnoliopsida; Myrtales; Lythraceae.
CCGAAACCGAAAGACAUCAUUCGGAAGCAGAAAACCUUCUACCUUAACUGGCGAGUCACGCUAAACGCACUCCGCCGGCGCCGGUUAUGGAAGUCGUGCUUGCUUCCUCCUCGGUUGACGGCGGCAUCAGCUGCUGGGACCUCCGCACGGGGGCCGUCCAGCUUCUCCACAAGUCCUGCGCCUCGUCGCCCCACGGCCUUGCGUGCAUCGGCCAACGCCUCAUCGCGUCCUCUCAGCUCAGCCAGCGCUCCGCCACCUUCGGCACCAUCUUCUACUGGUCAUGGGAUAAGCCCCAGGUAGAGGUUAAGAGCUUCCCCGCCGAGCCCAUUAAACCCCUCACGGCAAAUAGUGAAGGCACCUAUCUUCUUGGUGGAGGCGCGUCUGGAGAAAUCUACCUGUGGGAAGUUGCAACUGGUAAACUGCUUAAGCAUUGGCGUGCCCAUCUUAGAGCGGUAACUUGCAUGGUGUUGUCUGAUGAUGAUUCAAUCCUUGUGUCUGGGGCAGAGAAUGGAGACGUUAGAGUGUGGUCCCUCUACGAGAUUUUUGAAGAUACUUUGAGGCAGGAAGCAAAACAUUUGUAUAUGUAUGAUUUUAAAGAGCAUACCCAGAGAAUAACUGAUGUUGUCAUUGGUUAUGGUGGGUACAAUGCAAUAUUUGUGACGGCUUCCGAGGAUCGAACAUGUAAGGUCUGGAGCUUAUCCAAAGGAAUGUUGUUAAGAAGUAUUGUUUUCCCAUCUGUAAUAAAUGCAAUCGCAUUGGAUCCUGGGGAACAUGUCUUCUAUGCUGGUAGCGGUGAUGGUGAGAUAUACAUCGUUGCACUUCAUGCCGAAAGCAGAUCAAGUGGUGCUUACGGGAUGCAUAUCAUUGGCGCAUUAUCUGUCAAUAGCAAGGCUAUUACUUCUCUGGCGUACAGUACAGAACAAAACUUGUUAAUUUGUGGUUCAGAAGAUGGAACAGUUCAAGCAUGUGACACCCAAGGGCACAUUGUCCGCACCUUCAAACACACCACAGCUCAUGUCAACAAUGUUGCUGUAGUAAGAAAGCAUCAGUUAAUUCCACAGUCGCAACACUCGUAUAAAAAGAAGUGGUUUCCACCACCUUUGGAGAAGUAUGCAGACUCUACUGAUGAUGACACGGAUAUUAAAGCAGUUUGCAAUCUUCGAGACAUCCCUGGUGAAUCUUAUGAGCUUUCUUAUAUCAGUUCGAGUGUGACUAAUCAACAACUUAAAGAACUUGAGCAACAAGGCUCUUCGACUGCUAAAGAAGCAGAGUUGGAGAGGUUAAAGCUCGACUGCGAGAAAUCCAUGCAAUACAACCUGAAGUGGAAGCAAAUGUUCGAGAACUUGCACGAGUUCUGCGUCAAUGAGAUUGUAGACACUGAUCGAGCUACUCGGGCUAAGGCGAACAUCACCUGACGUUUGCUGUUCUGUGCAAGCUACUACUACAGAUUUCAUGGGAGCACUUGCCCCACAUAUUAUUUUGUCUUAUCAAAAGCACAGGAUAUUGUUGACACACAUUGGUCUGGAAGUUUUGUUUUUGAUAUUAUUAAGAAAUUAUAACAAAUUUAUGGACUCAAAUUAGGAUGGAUUUUAACUUUGCCUGCGUUUUCGGCUAUAGUUUGGCAGUGAUCUCAAUACAUCUGACAUAUAGAGAGACUGCA